AUGACUCCAAACACGACACAAAAUGAGGCACCAAGUCUCUACAUCUACCAACCGAGCCACAUCUUACCCGCGGUGUUUGCUGCCCUCGUUGGCAUAUCUUGGGCGCUACACAUCUUCCAAAAUAUUCGCUAUAAAUUCUGGCGUAUCACGUUCUGGAUCUGUUGGGCAGGAGUACUCUUCACGACAGGAUGGAUCGUCCGCUGUAUAUUCAGCUACCAUCCCGCAAACGUCAAUCUGUAUAUUGUGCAGACCGUCCUCAUCUACGUUGGCCCGCCAAUCUACUCAGCCUCCGCCUACAACAUUAUCGGUCGGCUGAUGAACUACUUGCCCAUGCACGCAGUCCUCAACCCGAACCGUGUGCUCAUCACUUUCGUCUACAUCGGCGCUGCCGUUGAGAGUGUGACAGUCGCUGGAGCGGCCAAAAAUGCCUCCGCCGGGUCCAGUCUUUCGGAGUAUAAGUCUGGCGGAACGCUCAUUGCCAUCGGCCAGAUCUUGCAGGGAGCGGUCGAAACAGUCAUAAUUGCAAUCGUCGCGACAGUGCACCGGCGCUGCGCCCGCGCCGGCAAGGUCCCUCGCAACGUGCGCAAGCUCUGCAUCACCCUGUACGGGACCUCAACGCUCGUCCUACUGCGAUGCAUCUUCCGCGCCGUCGAGACAUUCGAGAUGUUCUCCCACAUCGGAUGCCGCGAGAACUGCGGCCCCAUCCUCAGCCACGAGUGGUUUCUCUACGCCUUCGAGCUCGGGCCCAUGCUCGUCUUCACCUGGUGGCUCAAUGUUCUUCAUCCCGGUCAGUCUCUGCCCAAUGAAAAGAACCGAUAUCUUGAUCUGGACGGGUGCACUGAGCGCCUUGGACCGGGUUGGAUUGAUCAAAGGUCUACUUGGGCGACGUUUGUGGAUCCGUUUGAUUUUGGUGGUAUCAUGAAGGGCGAGCCGGCGCAUGAUAUGUAUUGGCUAAGGCCGAAUGAGUGGCCUGUCUGUGAUGGCAGCUUUGCGCUUGGGACUGCGUCUAAUGCUAGGAAUAGGGCGGAGGAGAAGUCUGAGGAUAUCUCCCUGGCUAGCGAAGUAUAG
Molecule: messenger RNA, 1068 nt
Organism: Penicillium riverlandense
Lineage: Eukaryota; Fungi; Ascomycota; Eurotiomycetes; Eurotiales; Aspergillaceae
Exons: 1
Coding region: 1-1068 (355 amino acids)
Cellular component (GO): membrane
Source: RefSeq, a predicted model, not a curated record